CUUGCCGCGCACCCGGCCCCCAGGCGGCGCGGCUGGUCCCCAGGGGUCUGCGGGCUGCUGCGCGGCUGAGGCGCCCAAGUGCGGUACCCGCAGGGGGCGGCGGGCAGCCAUGGCGGAGGCCGCGUCGCCGCACUUGUCGCUGCCCUCGGGGCUGCUGGAGCUGUGCGCGCUGCUGGGCGCCCCCCGGGACAGCCUCCGAGGCCUCGAGCAGGUUGCUCAGAAGAAGGGAGUCAAACAUCUUUCUGCUCUUGAUCCAGAGGUCCUGUCCAUUUUCGUGCCUCCUUUUAUCAGUAAAGAGGACAGUCAAAUGGCUGGUGCCAACUGCGGCACUCUCGGUAAAACUUGGAGGCGCUCCUUGAGAAAGAAGAGAGAGAAGCCCAGACCAGAGCAGUGGAAGGGCCUCCCAGGGCCCGCCAGAGUGCCAGAGCCUGAGGAUGUUGCCGUCUUGGGCGGCGUGGACCUCCUCGCCCUGCCCCAGCUGUGCUUCCCAGGGGGUGUGUGCGUGGCCACUGAACCUAAGGAGGAUUGCGUCCACUUCCUGGUGCUGACCGAUGUCUGCGGGAAUAGGACCUACGGCGUGGUGGCCCAGUACUACCGGCCCCUGCACGAUGAGUACUGUUUCUACAAUGGCAAAACGCACUGGGAGCGUCCUGGCUGCUUCGUGCCCUUCGCGGUGUGCGUGGUCUCCAGGUUCCCCUAUUACAACUCCCUCAAGGACUGCCUCUCCUGUUUAUUGGCUCAUCUAAAGCUCUGUAAAGAUUUUGAAGUGGACAAUCAUAUAAAAGAUUUUGCUGCGAAGCUGUCUUUAAUACCCAGCCCACCACCUGGACCACUCCAUUUGGUAUUUAACAUGAAGUCGCUUCAGAUUGUGUUUCCCGCCCGAGCAGACCCCGAAAGCCCCAUCCUGGACCUGGACCUUCACCUGCCCUUGCUGUGCUUCCGGCCUGAGAAGGUGCUACAGAUCCUGACAUGCAUCCUGACAGAACAGCGGAUCGUUUUCUUCUCCUCGGACUGGGCUCUGCUGACGCUGGUCGCCGAGUGCUUCAUGGCCUACCUGUAUCCGCUGCAGUGGCAGCACCCCUUCGUGCCCAUCCUGUCGGACCAGAUGCUGGAUUUCGUCAUGGCCCCCACGUCCUUCCUCAUGGGCUGCCAUCUCGACCACUUCGAAGAAGUCAGCAAGGAAGCCGAUGGUUUAGUUCUGAUAAAUAUUGAUCAUGGGAGCAUCACCUACUCCAAGUCCACGGACGAUAACGUGGACAUUCCUGAUGUCCCCCUCCUGGCGGCCCAGACGUUUAUUCAGAGGGUACAGAGCCUCCAGCUCCACCAUGAGCUGCAUGCCGCCCACCUCCUCUCCAGCACAGACCUGAAGGAGGGCCGAGCCCACCGGCGGUCCUGGCAGCAGAAACUCAACUGCCAGAUACAGCAGACCACCCUGCAGCUGCUCGUGAGCAUCUUCAGGGAUGUAAAGAAUCAUUUAAAUUAUGAACACAGAGUCUUUAAUAGUGAAGAAUUUCUCAAAACCAGGGCUCCAGGGGACCAUCGGUUUUAUAAGCAGGUCUUAGACACCUACAUGUUCCAUUCUUUUCUUAAAGCCCGGCUCAAUAGGAGGAUGGAUGCCUUUGCUCAGAUGGACCUCGACACCCAAUCGGAGGAGGACAGAAUAAAUGGAAUGCUUCUAAGUCCAAGGAGACCGACCGUUGAGAAAAUAGCCUCCCGGAAGUCCUCACAUCUGCACAUCACCCACAGGCGCAUGGUGGUCAGCAUGCCCAACCUGCAGGACAUUGCCAUGCCUGAGCUGGCACCCAGGAACUCCUCGCUCCGGCUGACGGACACCGCAGGCUGUAGGGGAAGCAGCUCAGUUCUGAAUGUCACGCCGAAGUCCCCAUAUACAUUCAAGAUUCCCGAAAUCCACUUUCCGCUGGAGAGCAGGUACGUGCAGGCAUACUAUGCCGACUUUGUCUCCAUGCUGAGCAAGGCCAUGGGCUUUCUGGCCCCCGAUAACUCUCUGCUCCUGGCCCGCUAUUUCUACCUCCGAGGGCUCGUUCAUCUGAUGCAAGGACAGCUGCUGAGCGCCCUCUUGGACUUCCAGAAUCUGUAUAAAACAGACAUACGGAUCUUUCCCGCUGAUUUGGUGAAGAGGACGGUGGAAUCCAUGUCUGCCCCUGAGCGGGCGCAGGCUCAGCGGGCGCCGGAGCUGAUGAGGCUCAUCAGCGAGAUCCUGGACAAGCCGCACGAGGCCUCGAAGCUGGACGACCACGUGAAGAAGUUCGAGCUGCCCAAGAAGCACAUGCAGCUGGGCGACUUCAUGAAGCGGGUCCAGGAGUCAGGGAUCGUGAAGGAUGCCAGCACCAUACACCGGCUGUUCGAGGCCUUGACUGUAGGACAGGAGAAACAAAUCGACCCAGAAACAUUCAAAGAUUUCUACAACUGCUGGAAGGAGACGGAAGCAGAAGCCCAGGAGGUCAGUCUGCCGUGGCUGGUGAUGGAACACCUGGAUAAAAAUGAGUGUGUGUAUAAGUUGUCCAGCUCCGUCAAGACAAACCUAGGUGUUGGCAAGAUCGCCAUGACCCAGAAGCGCCUGUUCCUCCUAACCGAAGGAAGGCCAGGCUACAUGGAGAUUUCCACCUUCAGAAAUAUAGAGGAGGUCAGGAGCACCACUACUGCGUUUCUACUUCGGAGAAUACCCACUUUAAAAAUCAGAGUGGCGUCCAAGAAAGAAGUCUUCGAAGCCAACCUGAAAACCGAGUGUGACCUUUGGCACCUGAUGGUGAAGGAGAUGUGGGCUGGGAAGAAGCUGGCCGAUGACCACAAGGACCCUCACUACGUCCAGCAGGCGCUGACCAACGUCUUGCUGAUGGACGCCGUCGUGGGCACACUGCAGUCACCAGGCGCCAUCUACGCUGCCUCCAAGUUAUCCUACUUUGAUAAAAUGAGGAACGAAAUGCCCAUGACGCUUCCGAAGACAACCCUGGAAACACUGAAGCAUAAAAUCAACCCCUCGGCGGGGGAGGCGUUCCCACAAGCGGUGGACGUGCUGCUCUACACUCCGGGGCAUCUUGACCCAGCCGAAAAAGUUGAAGACGCUCACCCCAAGUUAUGGUGUGCUCUGAGUGAAGGCAAGGUGACCGUGUUCGAUGCUUCUUCAUGGACCAUCCACCAGCACUGCUUUAAAGUGGGCACCGCGAAAGUGAACUGCAUGGUGAUGGCCGACCAGAACCAGGUGUGGGUUGGCUCGGAAGACUCCGUCAUCUACAUCAUCAACGUCCACAGCAUGUCCUGCAACAAGCAGCUCACAGACCACUGCUCCAGUGUCACGGAUUUGAUUGUGCAGGAAGGACAGAAGGCACCCAGCGAGGUGUACUCGUGCAGCAUGGACGGCACGGUGCUGGCGUGGAAUGUGAGCACGCUGCAGGUGACCAGCCGCUUCCAGCUGCCGAGAGGUGGCCUCACGUCCAUCAGACUGCACGGCGGCCGCCUGUGGUGCUGCACAGGUAACAGCAUCGUGGUCAUGACAACAAAUGGAUUCCUCCGUCAAGAACUGAAGAUUGAGGAGAACUUCAGAGACACCAGUACCUCCUUCCUGGCCUUCCAGCUCCUUCCUGAGGAGGAGCAGCUGUGGGCGGCCUGUGCAGGACGCAGCGAGGUUUACAUCUGGAGCCUGAAGGACCUGGCCCAGCCCCCGCAGAGGGUGCCCCUCGAGGACUGCUCUGAGAUCCACUGCAUGAUCCGGGUGAAGAAGCAGGUGGCUGUUGUUUGGUGAGAGCACUCAAGAUGCACCCCAGCACCUUUCCAGCACGCAAUGCAGUCUUCUUCCCCAGAGGCCUCUCGGCCAUUAGGUUCUAAGCCUGAGAAGGGUCCUCUGCACCUGCCAGGUGGCCCUGACCCUCAGGCGGCAGAGGCCCUGUCCAGGAAGGACAUGGAUUUGGAGGCACACGCGUCAAUUCUGGGUAGCCAGGCAAAGCCCUGGCGCUCCUGGGAGGGACUUCUUUCCCUGCUGACCCCUCCCGUUUCUCCCUGGCAGGUCUGGGUGGGCAGCCAAGGGCUGUGGCAGGGAACACCCAAGGGGAAAAUCUACGUGAUUGAUGCCGAGAGGAAGACCGUGGAGAAGGAGCUGGUGGCGCACAUGGACACCGUGAGGACGCUGUGCUCGGCUGAGGACAGAUACGUGCUGAGUGGGUCGGGCAGGGAGGAGGGGAAGGUCGCCAUUUGGAAAGGGGAAUAAACGUGGCUGAGCCUGCCAAGUGGAACCGUGCCCUACGUGUGGGGACUGGCUGCCCCCUAGAGCCCGCCAGGAGCAGAACCUGGAGGGGUGGCGGGGCAGGGCAGCCCAGGCUCAGCGUGGAGCCCGCUUACCGUGUGGCCAGCCGCAGGACCCAUGGCCAUGCACCUUCUCUUAGGCCUUCGGGCCCCCUGGUUAAACUGCACCAAGGGUGUUUCCUGUUGGGGUAUGUCUCAGGCAGGCAGCUGCAUCAUCUUGUUGGUGAUAACCUCUGCUGGGAGGUUACUUUGUGUGUUGCCUAGAAAGUUCUGGAAUCCACAACCAGGGGCUGGCACUGGAGCCAGCAGCUUGGCCGAGUCACAGGUGACCCGUGGCCCUCACGUCUCUGGUUUUACCUUUCCUUACUUCAUUCAUUCACUCACCCAGUCCUACCGAGGAGCACUGGGCUGGGCACAUGACAGUGAGCCGGGAGCCCCGGGGCCUCCAGCGAGGCCUGUGAGAAGGGUGGUUCAGGUAACCACUGUGGUCUUUCUCCCAUCAGAGAAGGUGGACAGGGCCUACCCAGGUGGAGGGGACCACCCUGCAAUCAGGUGUUCGGGGCAGGGGUUGGGCCAGCUGAGGCAAGCUGUCUUUUUUCCUUUCCUUUAUAAUAGAUGCAAAAUUUUUAUAAUAAUCCUAGAGACCUUUUUUCUACCAAAGAUCACAGACCAGAAAAAGUUCCAUCUAAAAUAUCAUGCUCAGGAAACUACAUGGGACCAAAAGUAAAAUAGCAUCAUGUAUGAUCCUGUCUUCCAGUGUGCCGCUCAAUUUCCCUGAAUCCGUGUGCACACUGUGUAUGUGUAUGUGCAGGAUGCUUUACUGAACUCAACAAGAUCUUAGCUGUACAUAAAUAUUUGCAAAAGAGACCCUUUGCACCUUUUUACUGUAAUGUUGAGAUUUCAUUACUUAAAUGUUCUAUGGAAGGUUCUGGUGUGGUUGUUGGAGCUGGAGGGAACGUGUCAGCACGUGCUGAGGGCAUGGGGCCUGCCCCCUGGGCGCCCAUCCACAAGCUGGGCCAUGGAGCCCUAGCUUCUCAGGACACAGUCCCAGGGCUGGCGCAUCCUGAGGGUCUCUGGGGCGUGUUUGCCAGGCUCCUGGGAGCUGCUUUCAGAAGCUCUGCAGUGCCUCCAGAUGGAAAGGCGGGCCCGGCCUCCGGUUGGGUCUGCAUCUUGGAGAGUCCACACCACGGACCAGGUUUUCCCCCAAGGCUUGGCUUUGCGUAGCCACUAACUUCUUGGGGCAUUCUGAGAGUGUGGGCGGAGCGAACUAUGUGGCCUCAUCCUCCCGCAAGGCUGUGCUUGCAGCCUGGGCACCUUCCCACUUUCUAGCUGGGGAGAGCUUGGAUUUUGCUUUUGUAAACACAUGAAUCCUUAUGAUAAAAGUCUGUCAGAAAUACAUUUAUAAAUUAUUUAAUGCCAGUCCUCAUGUAACCUCAGGCAUCUUCAGCUUGUGGAGAAUAAAUUUGGUUUAAUAAA
Messenger RNA from Pongo pygmaeus (Bornean orangutan), 5733 nucleotides. It is a transcript of the gene DENND3, whose product is annotated as DENN domain containing 3. The transcript has 23 exons. Gene Ontology annotation, biological process: regulation of Rab protein signal transduction. Lineage: Eukaryota; Metazoa; Chordata; Mammalia; Primates; Hominidae. Gene Ontology annotation, molecular function: protein binding. The coding region runs from base 110 to 3760 and encodes 1216 amino acids. Gene Ontology annotation, cellular component: cytoplasmic vesicle. The record is from RefSeq and is a predicted model, not a curated record.